This is a messenger RNA of Oryza brachyantha (malo sina), 2282 nucleotides long. Its product is annotated as probable indole-3-acetic acid-amido synthetase GH3.4. Gene Ontology annotation, cellular component: cytoplasm. NCBI's taxonomy places the organism in Eukaryota, Viridiplantae, Streptophyta, Magnoliopsida, Poales, Poaceae. The transcript is spliced from 2 exons. Bases 258 to 2096 code for a protein of 612 amino acids. Gene Ontology annotation, molecular function: acid-amino acid ligase activity. The record is from RefSeq and is a predicted model, not a curated record.
CUGCUAUUUAUAACUCAAUAUAUACUUUUGCAAGUAAAGCGAUAUUCCCUUUGGUACGCAGGGGACAAAACAGUGAGGACAAAAGUAGUGGCGCCGGUGCAAAGACGGUUCUGCCCCUGGGUCAUCACUAUAAAUAGCCCUCGCUCGCUGUCACUCCGUCGCUCAUCCGACACACCAAAGCGUAGCUCAGCUCGCUCAGGCUCAGCACUCCCCCUGCCACUAGACGACACGCGAACGGUCAGUGCGUGCGCGGCGCCAUGCCGGAGGCGGUAGCGGCGGCGGCGGAGAAGGCGCCGUGCGCGGAACACAGGGAGAAGCUCGAGCACAUCGAGCACGUGACGCGGGACGCGGGCCAGGUGCAGCGCCGCGUGCUGGCGGAGAUCCUGGAGCAGAACGCGCGGGCGGAGUACCUGCGCCGCCUCGGCGUGGCGGGCGACGCGCCGGGCGCCGACGAGGUGUUCCGCCGCCUGGCGCCGCUCGUCACGUACGAGGACAUCCUCCCCGACGUCCUCCGCAUCGCCAACGGCGACACCUCGCCUAUCCUCUCCGGCAAGCCCGUCAGCGAGUUCCUCACCAGCUCCGGGACGUCGGGAGGGGAGAGGAAGCUGAUGCCGACGAUAGAGGAGGAGAUGGAGCGGCGGUCGGGGAUGUACAGCCUGCUGAUGCCAGUGAUGAGCCGGCAGGUUCCCGGGCUGGACAAGGGCAAGGCCAUGUACCUCUACUUCGUCAAGUCGGAGUGGCGCACGCCGGGGGGGCUGCCGGCGAGGCCCGUGCUGACGAGCUUCUACCGGAGCCGGUACUUCCUCGAGAGGCCGCAUGACCCGUACACCGUGUACACGAGCCCCGACGAGGCGGUGCUGUGCGAGGACGCGUACCAGAGCAUGUACGCGCAGCUCAUCUGCGGCCUCGUCCACCGCGCCGACGUCCUCCGCGCCGGCGCCGUCUUCGCGUCGGGGUUCCUCCGCGCGAUCCGCUUCCUGGAGAAGCACUGGCCGUGCCUGUGCCACGACAUCCGCACGGGGGAGCUCGACGGCGCGAUCACCGACCCCGCCGUGCGCGGCGCCGUCGAGCGGGUGCUCCGCGGCGCGGACCCGGCGCUCGCCGACGCGAUCGAGGCCGAGUGCGCGAGGCCGUCGUGGCAGGGCAUCAUCCGGAGGGUGUGGCCCAACACCAAGUACAUCGACGUCAUCGUCACCGGCGCCAUGGCGCAGUACAUCCCGACGCUGGAGUUCUACGGCGGCGGGCUGCCGCUCGCCUGCACCAUGUACGCCUCCUCCGAGUGCUACUUCGGCCUCAACCUCAACCCCAUGUGCAAGCCCAGCGAGGUCGCCUACACCCUCAUCCCCACAAUGUGCUACUUCGAGUUCCUCCCCGUCCACUCCGGCAACGCCACCACGGAGCCCGACCACCGUGACCUCGUCGACCUCGUCGACGUCAAGCUCGGCCACGAGUACGAGCUCGUCGUCACCACCUACUCCGGCCUCUACCGUUACCGCGUGGGCGACGUGCUGAGGGUGGCGGGCUUCAAGAACGCGGCGCCGAUGUUCACCUUCGUGCGACGGAAGAACGUGGCCCUGAGCAUCGACUCCGACAAGACGGACGAGACGGAGCUGCACGCCGCGGUGAGCGAGGCGGUGCAGCACCUGGCGCCGUUCGGGGCGUCGCUGGUGGAGUACACGAGCUACGCCGACGCCGCCACCAUCCCGGGGCACUACGUGCUCUUCUGGGAGCUCCGGACCCCCGCCGGCGGGACGCCGGUGCCGGCGUCCGUGUUCGAGGACUGCUGCCUCGCCGUCGAGGAGGGGCUCAACAGCGUUUACCGCCAGUGCCGCGCCGCCGACCGCUCCAUCGGGCCGCUGGAGAUCCGCGUCGUGGCGGAGGGGACCUUCGACAAGCUCAUGGACUACGCGCUCAGCCGCGGCGCGUCCAUCAACCAGUACAAGGCGCCGCGCUGCGUGCGGCCCGGCCCCGUCGUGGAUCUGCUCGACGACAGGGUGCAGGCCAACUACUUCAGCCCCAAGUGCCCCAAGUGGAGCCCCGGCAACAAGCAGUGGAUCAGCGCCGGCGCCGGCGCCGGCAACGGCGGCGCCGCCUGAGACAACGACGAGCUGAUCGAGCUAGAAGCUGAGAGAGAGUGUGCUAGCUAGCUGUGGUGAACAAUUGAGGAGCUAAGCAUGCAUGGUUAAGGUAAUCGGUUAGAUAAUCAUCAAGUGUUAGUGCAGGGUAGUACACUAGCUAGUGGUACGUAUGAUCAUGAAAUCUAUUGGCCGGCCUUUUGUUUU